Molecule: messenger RNA, 588 nt
Organism: Punctularia strigosozonata HHB-11173 SS5
Lineage: Eukaryota; Fungi; Basidiomycota; Agaricomycetes; Corticiales; Punctulariaceae
Exons: 2
Coding region: 1-588 (195 amino acids)
Biological process (GO): post-translational protein targeting to membrane, translocation
Cellular component (GO): Sec62/Sec63 complex
Source: RefSeq, a predicted model, not a curated record
AUGGCGAGCAUCCUCGUCCCCGUUCUCUACGUUAUCAUCGUAUUCGGCGGACUCUUCGUCUUCAGCACCUUAUACCGCAAACGUCUAGCCACCAAAUUCAUCGACCCUUACUUCCCGUCGCACCCAGAACGCGACACGUACGUCACCCUUCUCCAGCGGCAAGAUCCACCGACGCCGGACCCGAUCCUCAAAGCCGCCCUCGUCCGGCGCGCCAUGGCCGACGUCGCGCGCGUCCUCCGCAUCCGCGAGGACAAACCCGCGCUCCAAAACCUGCUCCAGAAGGGCUCCAUCGGCGACGACUUCUGGAACAGCCUGCUCGCGGCCGAGAAGGAGCUCGAGGCGGAGAUCAUGGAGGUCGUCGCCGAGGCCAACUCGUUCGUCGACGGCUGGGGCACCAUCAUCUUCGAGACCGCCAGCCAGAUGAUCGCGAACGAGAAGAUGCGGGGCCUGAUGGAGAACACGCCCGCCGCGCGAACGGAGAAAGGUCAGCUAGCCCAGCGCGGUCCUAUACCCCUGCGUGGCGUGCUGACUGUAACGUUUACACAGAGCUUUUGUAUGGAAAGAAGGCCAAGCAACGGCCUCCAUUGA